Nematolebias whitei (Rio pearlfish) is the source of this 2623-nucleotide messenger RNA. It is a transcript of the gene os9, whose product is annotated as OS9 endoplasmic reticulum lectin. The transcript has 15 exons. Gene Ontology annotation, cellular component: endoplasmic reticulum lumen. Gene Ontology annotation, biological process: endoplasmic reticulum unfolded protein response; retrograde protein transport, ER to cytosol. Bases 23 to 2020 code for a protein of 665 amino acids. The record is from RefSeq and is a predicted model, not a curated record. Lineage: Eukaryota; Metazoa; Chordata; Actinopteri; Cyprinodontiformes; Rivulidae.
GUGAAAGCAAAGAGGGUUAGCGAUGGCUAGCUCCUCGGUGCGGUGGCUUAAGAGGCUGUGCCUUUUUGUGUUGAUAUGUCCCCUGUGUGUCCCAGCCUUCUUGAAUUUGGAAGAGCUGAAUGAAAUGAAAUACGGGAUUCAAAUUCUUCCUGACCCCGUCAUCAUGGGGCAGACUAAGACAGAGGAGGUCAUGAUGGUGUCCAACAAGUACAAGCAGCUUUAUGAGUGUCGGCUUCCAGCCCAGGCAGUCAGGUUUCACCAGGAUCCAGCUUCAGAACCGGACUCCGAGGACUACGCUGGACCAGACAUCCCAGACCUGCUCAGACCAAUGCACGAAGCCCAAUGUCUAGUUAAGACAAAGGACUGGUGGACAUAUGAGUUUUGUCAUGGUCAAUAUAUUAGACAGUAUCACCUAGAAGAAUCAGAAAUUAAAGGAAACGUCCUUUUUCUUGGGUAUUAUGAGUCAGAAUUUGAUUGGACCAAUGAAACAGCAAAGGCCUCCAAACAGCACAAGCUGAAACGAUACCACAGCCAGACAUAUGUAAAUGGCUCUAAGUGUGACCUCAAUGGAAAUCCAAGAGAGACCGAAGUCCGGUUUGUGUGUGAAGAAGGCUCGAGUGACUACAUCGCUCGGGUCGAUGAACCUCAGUCAUGUCGUUAUGUGUUGACGAUUCACACCAGUCGUACCUGCCAGCAUCCCUUCCUGCGGCCCCCAUCCACUGCCAAGCCACAGGGUAUAGUGUGUCAGCCUGUGCUAAGUGCCCAACAGUACAUGGAUUACGUCAAGGCUCAAGUUUCCGACACAAAACGUAAAGUAGAGCAGCUCUCAGAGGAGCUGAAGACCCUUGAUGAGAUGUUAGCUGGUAAUGAAGAGACGGGGGAAGCAGUGGAAGUAACAGCAGAGGAAAUCUCACCUCCACCCAGCACUGAUCAUAACCCAUCAGAUAGAAAAGGAGAAACAGCUGAAAUAUUGAUAAAUACAGCAUCAGAAGAGGCGGAGGACUCUGACUUCUGGGAGGGAGUGUCGAGGCCUGGGAAUUCAAAAGAAACAGCCUCUCAACAAGACAACGAGGUAACAGAUGGAGACUAUACCUCACCAACAGACCAUGAUGCAGAUGAAGUGGAAAGAUUCAACUUUAAAAUCAUCACAGACCCAGCAGAUCUGAUGAAAUUUGUUGAACAUCUAAAGGAAAGCAACAGGAAGAAAGCACAAAGUGAAGCUAAAAGUAGAGAAGAGAAAGCAAGAAGCGACACGCAGACAGAGAAGCUCAGAGGGGACGAGAAAGACGAAGAGGAGCAGAUGUUAGAGGGAUUUGAAGACGAGAUCGCUGACUUCUCCGUGCCUUCUGAGAAGAUCGAAGAGAUAAAGGAGGAAAUGCAAAAGGAGUUUGACAACAUCAUCGAUGAGGCUCAGCAGGAAUUGGAAACAGAAGGCCUGAAAGGGGAGUUUGAUCGAACUCAGGCAACACAAACACUGGAGACAACACUGGAUAAGCUGCUUGAUCAUCUCGAGGAGAAAGAUGUUCAAGACCCACAACAGCAAACAGCCGAAAGAGGCAGGGACCCGAGCAGAGGAAGCCCCAGUCUGGCUCCCAAGCAACCAGAACAAGCAGCUGACGACCACGUUAAGAUCAAAAUUACUAAAUAUAAGACAGGCAGCGGCCCUGAUGGGGAGGUCAGGGUUCAGGAGAUGGGAGAAGGAGACCCCCAGUGGCAGCACAUAAAGGACGUGGUUAAAGAACAGCUAGAGAAGGCAGGACUAAAGGCCGAAGGUAAAAUUGAGGUGAAGAUCUUGACACGAAAGAAUGCAGAAGAGACGGGUGACCAGUGGCUGACUGAGGAAGAUACAAAGUCCUUCAGGGAGUUGCUCAUAAACCUCCUGACCGGAGGCACUGAGGAGGUUUACAAAGAGCAAAAGAGGCAGCAGGAGUUGGAAAACAACUAUAGGUUUGUGUGGGGAGAAAACCAGGAGGAUACCCAGUCAUCCAGCACAUCUGACUCCGACGAUGUGGACAUUUGAGCUCACUCAACACUCAGAACCCCUGCUGUGACGUGAACUCCUGUGGAAACCAGCAGGGAGAAGGACAAUGACAUUUUUGUCACGGUUUUGUUAAGGAGCCCACUUGACUCUGUUAUUGCUGUUAAACUUGGUUAAAUCUGCUGUUUGCACAUUCAGAAAAUUCAUUAAUCGCUCUUGAAAAGGCAAUAUUGUCUGUGUUUUCGAUGGACAACCCUCACAUGUUGCACGAUGACACCACAGCAAGUCAGUUGUUGUUGAGUGAAGUGACAUUAAAAUCCUGCAAGUGGCUCAGAGGGUGACUUUUGUACCUCAACAGAUGGAAUAAUGGCUUCAGUGAAACGCGCCGUGUGUGCAAAAGAAAAACAAAGAACAAAUGCUGAAAUCUUUACAUUCCAGUCCUAACUGGCCUUUGAAGCUGAUUUGUAUUUUGUUUUGUGGGAAAAAAAAGUUACAAGCGCAAACAACUAUAGAUUAAACAAUUAUCUGUGCACAGAGUGAUGCACUUCUUUUGUGAAGAUCCUGUACAUUUAGAAGUUCAUGUUUUGUUUUUAAGAUUUUUUUUUUCUUUUUGUUUAAAAGCUGCAAGGAAAUCCUGUCUUUUAA